Messenger RNA from Nilaparvata lugens (brown planthopper), 6170 nucleotides. RefSeq names its product tudor domain-containing protein 3 (gene Tdrd3). Gene Ontology annotation, molecular function: protein binding. NCBI's taxonomy places the organism in Eukaryota, Metazoa, Arthropoda, Insecta, Hemiptera, Delphacidae. The transcript has 15 exons. Bases 118 to 2334 code for a protein of 738 amino acids. The record is from RefSeq and is a predicted model, not a curated record. Gene Ontology annotation, cellular component: nucleus.
GAACUGAACAUCUUGCAAAAUCUUGCUUGAUAGCUUGAUCCUUGAUAGCAUCUACUCAGCUAGCCUGUAUCGGCUACAUAUUUUGCAAAUCUUACUUGAAUUAUUAAUUUUUAUAAAAUGGAUUUGCUUCAAUCAUUAAAGGAAAAGGGCUGGUACCUAUUGAAUGAUGCCGUUCAACAAAUCAGCGAGAAUAAUAGCAUUACCAAUAUCAAAACACUUCAACAGAGAGCUCUUGAUUUGGAUUUGCGGGAAAUUGGUGCCCCUGCUUUUCCUGAGGAUAUCCUGAAAGGAAAACUCGAGUCGAUAGACGGCAACAUAGUGGUGCAGGUGCAGAAGGUGCGUAAUGUUGCUGCACCCAAGGCCAACGAGGAGUCGCAGGCCGCACCGCGCAUGCUCAAGAUAGCCGUCACCGACGGCCACACCACCUGUCAGGCCAUCGAGAUCCAGCACAUCAAUGCAAUCAGCUUGAACACUCCGCCAGGCACGAAGCUGCGUCUGAGGAAGGAGACGGUGCCGAUGUCGCAUGGCAUGCUGUUGCUCGAGCAGUCGGGGGUCGAAGUGCUGGGGGGUCGAGUCACGCAUCUCGUCGAAAAGUGGGAGCUAAAUAGAAGUCUGGCUAAGCACACGAGAGGCAGAAUAGGAGAGGAGGGGGGUCCACCGCCGUGGAUCCCGUUUGGUCAGAAAAUCGCCAGAACUAAUUUGGCCGAUCGCAAUUUCAAGUCAUUAGACGACAGUAAGGCUGGUGGAGGCGGUGACCAGGAGUUCGAGGCGCAGCGGCAGGCGGUGAUCGCGGAGGCGGUGGGCGCUGGAGGCGGUGCCAGGCGGGUGUUUGGGGGUGGAAACGCCCGCGGUUUGGUCGACAAGAACGUGAAGCAGAUAGUAGAGCACGGUUUCAGCGCACAACAGGCCGAACAGGCUUUGCAUCAGUGUAAAAACAAUGUGGGCAGGGCGUUGCGGAUGCUACAGAAAAAGGAAGUGAACAGUGGGGGUGAAGGAAGAGGAGGAGAACGUGGUGGAGGAGGAGGAGGAGGAAGAGGAAGGAGAAGAGGAGGAGGAGGAGACAAAGAGGAUGACGGAGGUGGAGGUGGGGGUGGAGGUCCGAAACCGUCUGGCAAGGUGUCACUCUUCGAUUUCCUUGAGGAUAAAUUACCUUCACAAAAUGGCAAAGAAGCGGAGCCGCACGAGCAGCACACAUCGAACCGCGACCGCGACCGCGAACCGCCUUCCAACCGCCACCAGCACCACCGCGACUCAGGCUACAACCGCGGCAGCGGGGGCGGCAGUCGUGGAGGCGGCAACCGUCGUGGCGGAGGCGGUGGCGCGGCCGAUUUGCCGCCCCCGAGGAGAGGCGGCGGCGGCGGAGGCGGCGGCAGUGAGAACCAGAAACCGCCCCGCUUUCAGAAUCAGCAACAGCGGUACCACAACGACUCCAGUUGGGCGGGAGAUGGUGGAGGCGGUUAUGGGAGCGGCUAUGAUAGCUUGAAUGGGGGCGGUAGACGAGGUGGCUACGACGACUACAGUGAGGCGGGACAGUACGGGGGCGGAAGUGGAAGGCAGAGACAGGGAUACAACGAUCAGUACCGGAGGAGGCAGUAUAAUAGUAAUACAAAUGCUAGCAACAGCUAUCGGUCGAAUGCCGGUGGUAAUGACAACUACAGUCAGCAAUUGAUGGAGGCUGGAAUGCCCGAAAUCCCCGAAUUCCCUUACAAGGACUCGUCGUCGAUACAACCCCUCAUGGGUGCCGGAGCCGGUGCCGGUGCUGGUUUCUACACGGCCAGUGGUUUCCUGAGCAAUAGUCAACAACAACAGCAACAACAACAACAGCAGCCUGCGGUGGCAGGGGGGCAAUUCGUCACCACCCCACCGGCCCCCUUGGCCCAGUCGGGGGCGCAAUUCGGCCCCCAUCCGCCCGAUCCGCCCCACCAGACCAUAUCCUGGUGCUGGAAAGUCGGCGACAAGUGUAUGGCCAAGUACUGGGAGAAUAAUAUGUAUUACAAUGCCGAAGUGACUGGUCUCUCGAAAAACACCUGCGUCGUUAAGUUCCUAGAGUAUGGCAAUUACGAAGAAGUUCUACAAGAUGACUGUCUCCCCUUGUCUGAGGAGGGAAGAAGCCAUCCACCCCCUGAUCCGUCUCUAUACAAUCCUCUCCUUCAAAAUCACUCCUCAAAUAAUAAUCACUUUUCUGGCAGCAUAGAAUUCCGCAGAGGCGGCACCCGAGCCUACGUGGGGGCGGAAGCGGCAGCGGACAGAGGCGGCAACAGGCGGUUCCGCGGCGCCCAACAGGUCUACGUUCCGCCCGCGCAACGCGCCAAACACCAGCCUCCGCGCAAAUAGUUGCUGCUCAAACAAAAUGACGGCACUUCAGGUGAACUGAACGAUAGACGCUCGUCUCGUGUGUUUAUUGUGUCAUCAGUUGUCAGUGUACAAAGAAUACUACAUAGUUGGCAAGAGUGUUAGGGGGCAGUGCUUACAUAGAGAAAAGAAGAUCUCCUCGGUAUAGGGCCGUUCGUGUACCAAAUUUCACUGAUAACUCAAUCAAAGAAACAAGUAGUUAUUCUUUCAUCAUUGCAUUUAUAUAAUAUAAAUAGUGUCGAGAUAAAAAUAAAAUAAUAAUUCACAAUAAGCCGUUGAGAAAGUUGAAUAUGGGCUGAUCUUCAAUUCAUUCAUAAAAUCCGCAUCAUCCUUCUCUCUGAUACAGAGUAACCACGAGAAACAUUUGGGGCCGGUUUCCGAGCUUGGAUUCAGCCAAGUUCUAGACUUCAAAUUCUGGACUCAGAAAAUUGGCUUUUCGAGUCAGAGCGUUAACGGAGUUGAAGACUUGAAUAGACCUUGGAGUUUAGAGAUCACGUUAGACUCUGGAGUUUAUAAUUUCGCUUUCUGAGUGAAGGGCUUAUAAACCCGAGAAUUAUAUUCUCGCCUCUUUCCGAGACAAGGAUUUGUCAAAAAUCGUUAUGUGCAGAACUUGAAACAGCGUGAUUUUAAACCCGCGACUGAGGUAGGUUUUAAAAUAAAGUUCUGGACUUAAACUUAGCAAACACAUCUCAGUUAUGGUUUUGGAAAAUCUAAAUUAUUUGGAUUAGUACAUCUACAUGGAUUGCCUUGGAAUUUAUCUUCCAAUCUGAAUUCUAUUAAUCAAUGUUAUAUUCAAUAUCUUAAUAAUAAUAAUAUAACAAUAAUAAAUUAUUAUUCCAGUUUUUUUCAGGAUCAAGGAUCAAUGAUCAAUAAUACUUACAUAAUUAUUUUACAUAUUUUAAAUAAUAUUUUACGUAAAAUGAAAUGUUUAUUCAUUCAUGUUUCAAAAGGUUAGGUUUUGCUUUGAAUCAUGGAAGUAAGAAAACCUGGAACUGAAGUGGCAGCCUGCAGCAGCUUGGCAAACUGAGCUCAAAAGUAGACGAUAGGCCCCGCCCACCAGUGGUAUGAGAUCACUAGGGAUAGGUUGAUUGGAACAACCGAUUGUUAACGAAGUUAGCUGAUGUUAGAGUAGUAGCCACGCCUACCGGUCCGUUUCUGCUGCAAUUUCUAUUCUGGACUUCAGUUCCAUGAUUUUUUUACUUCCAUGCUUUGAAUAGGUCUUGAGAAAAUCGAAAUGUAUUUUUACAAAAUAGUUUGGAGAGCAUGCUCAUUUGAAAAGGCCCUCUUCAAUCAGCUGUCUCCCAUUGCCAAACUAACAACAAUCUAAUAUUGUGAAUUUCCCUCAUGUUUAAUGCAUCAAAGUCCUAGACUCAAAUAAGUCGAGAACUUAAUAGACCCCGGAGUUUAGAAGAUAAACCCGUUACUCAGAAAGUCGAUUUAGACCCAAGGGCUUAUCCAAGUUAUCCUGGACUCUGUAAGUCCAGAACUUAUAGAUCCCGUGCUCGGAAACCGGCCCUUAGAUUUUUGAAAUAAAGAAACUAUUAAUUUUUCAAGAUACUAUUCAACUUGAGUGAAAUAGUUGAGAGUAUAUGCCAUUUACUUGACAUAGAGUAAAUUAUGUCAGGAACUAUUUAUUCAACUUGAGUGAAAUAGUUGAGAGUAUAUGCCAUUUACUUGACAUAGAGUAAAUUAUGUCAGGAAGGUGACGUCCUUCUUCCCUGAGGCAAUUUUCUAUUCUGUUGAGGAAGCUCUUCCACACUCGUUGCAGUGUAUCCUCAGUAAUCUACGCCACCUCAGUAAGUUUUCAAGUCAUCGAUCUAAAGUGAUUUUUAUGUGUGAGUACAUUUGAUAGAGCAAGUUUAUCGACAUAAACGCUGUACUCUAGAUGGCUUGAAAGCGUACUGAGGUGGCGCAGAUCACUGAGGAUACACUGCAACGAGUGUGGAAGAGCUUCCUCAACAGAAUAGAAAAUUGCCUCAGGGAAGAAGGACGUCACCUUCCUGACAUAAUUUUCUCUAUGGCAUAUACUCUCAACUAUUUCACUCAAGUUGAAUAAAUAGUUUCUCCAUUUCAAAAAAUGUAAAUGCUUCUCGUGGUCACCCUGUAUUAAUCGGUUGAAGAACUUAGCUCCAAAGAGGGACGUUUUCCAAAGAAUUGUCUCCUGUGUUGCUGAAGUGCAUAAAUUUUUGAGCGUGUUUGACACCGAUGGUCAACAUAUUCUUCAUCGUCAAGCCCAUAGUCCUAGUAUUUAGUUUUCGGGAAGCUAUGUGACGCUGGUAGUCUCUCAUUCUCACGCUCUCACCCGGCCAAAACAGUAAUCGGCUUGAAUUAAUAAAAAUUGGCUUGAAAUUUGGAACAUAAACACACUCUAUCAUCGGAUAUGUUAUCUUAUCUGUAUGGUGGUUGCUUGUAAAGGACUUGUUUCUCAAGAUUCAUUUUCAUUGGCCAUCAGGCUACAAUAAGAGCAAUAGGCAAGUCAUUUAUACAUUUUGAAAAGUAGUAUGAUUACUAAAAAACCAUGUUUUUCACGAUUUUCUCAAAAAUGACUUGACCGAUUUUUUUCAAAUUCAUACCCAGUAUAGUUAUUUAUCAGCUCUAUCAACUGGCUUUCUGGGAAACUAAUGGGGGUCCACCCCAUCCUUGAGAAAUGGACUUUGUAGCCUCAUUCUCAUGCAUGAGGUAGGUAGGUAAAGCAGUUCAUAAAAAUAACACAUAGUCGAGAUAUUUCAUCUGUAGAACAGCUGUUUUGACGACUUUUGAAAAAAUAAUCGAAUUUCACAAUUUACACAAAGGAAAAAGUACUCUGAAAACAAUUAUAUAUACACAUAUACAGAAGUCUGAUCGUAGUUCAAGUAUGUUGCCGCCAAUCGUCAUUAUGUUAUUCCCCUAAAUUAUUCUCGUUUAAGAAUGGGGCUUACAGUUCAAUGAGCAAGGAAAGUUGUGUGAGUGUACCACACCAGAUUUUUCAUUGUUAGUUCAUCCUUAGAAAAGCAAAUUUUAUAAAAAUUAGAAGCGUUUUGAGUUUUUAUUACGGUGUGAUUAUUGGUGUUCACAAAUAACAAGUUCUGUGUACUUGUAUAUUGAAUACGAAAUUUAAUUGUGAAUAAGGACAGUUGUAUGUUUAGUUGGUUCAAAUGACAAAGCUGUUUGUUGUGAACGGGGUUUACAAAGUAAGCCCAGUGUUUACGUAGUGAAGCACGGGUGGCAUAAAAAAUAAUGCCUCGCGACUUGAAUUCCAACCUAAAGCUGUUCUGAUUUAGUUGAAGCUUCACUGUUAUAUUAAUUGAGAAAUAUUUCGGCUAGUAUUCGCUCUUCAUACACAGGGUAUGAAAGUGUUUUUCCUGAUGGAUCAUAAUUUAAUAAACUUUCCACCACAAAUUUAUACUGAAACUUGUUGUAAAUAAUAUUGUUGUUGAACUAAUCAUUAAAUGCUUUAAAAAUAACAGGUACUGUAAAAUACUAUUACAAUUAUUUAGUGCCAACAACAUCAUGUAAAUAAUUGACGUGUUUCUUUUUCAAUUCAUUAUCGAAUAAAACUAGUGAAGUGGAUAUUGUAUUGUGAAAUAACUUACUACUAUUAUUAUUGUUGUAUUGUAAAUUACCCAUUACAGGUGUCAUUCGAAUUGCUGCUAUGUUUGAAAUUAUUGUAAUAAUUUAUUUGUAGAGAUGUAAUUACAAAGUAAUGAACGACUAUGUUGAACAUAGUCCUAUAAAAAAAUGCUGUCCUGGUAAAAAAAUAUUCAAUCUUAAAAUGUGGUAUUUAUUUAUUGGUAUAAUAUGAAUGAUUAUAUAAAUAUAAUGUAUUUGCUAAUAUGAAA